Stylonychia lemnae is the source of this 507-nucleotide messenger RNA. NCBI's taxonomy places the organism in Eukaryota, Ciliophora, Spirotrichea, Sporadotrichida, Oxytrichidae. The record is from the annotation of a GenBank genome assembly.
AUGUAUAGAAUGGGAAAUAACCCGAAUAACAUAGCUACCUAUAAGUAAACAUUAAAAUCAAUUAUUUAUUCAUGUAGUAAAAUAAGAGAAAUUCUCUUGACUUAUCCAGAAUUCUAACACUACAUUGAUUAGCCUUUGGAAGGUUCUGAAUCUAAAAAUCUCAUAAUUGAAAACCCUAAGUUUUAGCCUUUCAGUUUCACUGAAGCAGGCAUGACUGGCAAACUAGAUGAAAAAAGAACUAGAUAUUCAUUCGACUGCGCCUUCAAAGACUUAAGUAAAAAUGCAAGUGGGAAGGUCCAUUCAUUAAUAAUUUUCAAUGAGAAAAAUGAGGCCUAUUUCGAGGUACUAACUGUGUUCUUUGAUUCGCCAGUUGAAAAGACUAUUAGAAUACAAGAGAGUGAGUUCACUGAAGGAUUUCGUGAGUUAUCUAAAUUUAAUAGACCAGGUAAAGGUUACUCUGAGGAAAAACCAAAAGAAAGGCCAAAAUCUAAUUUUAGACAGUAUUGA